AUGAGUCCUGAUAAGUAUUUAAAAAAUUACAAUGAAAUUCUUAAAGAAAAAACUCUUGAUACAUUAUCAUUCCAAAGUUAUAAUAAGCGCUUCAAUUUCAGCAACAAAUUUCUAAAUAAUUUCGACUUUGCUAAUGCAGAACAUAUAAAUGAUUAUUGCAUCAAACUUAACGGGUUUAAUGUGUUAAUAGUGUCGGACCCAAAAUUAACGUCAUUAACAAAGGAUCUAGAAAGAUCUUUAAAUUACGCCAGAUUAUCUUAUCGUGUUUUGGACACUGAUAAUUUUAAUCCUGACACUGCAGUUCAACAGACUCCUGACAAAAACAAAACACUCGAUAAAGACUUUUUUGUCAAUUAUUUUACUAAUUAUUUAAAAACGAACGUUAUCAUAAACAAGGAGUGCUUUGACAUCAUCAUUUUCGAAAACUUAAUGGACUACGUUAACUUGAUAAAUGGUAUAGAUUACUCCGAAAUUCAGCAUGAAGGUGUGUUUGACACGAUAAAUGGUAACGAGUUUAUCACAAAACAGACUAAUCAAGAUGUGGAGUACUUAAGGUACUACAUUAAUCUUAUUAACCCCAAACUUUUCCUCUUCAUCAUUACUACUAUUCAAGAGGUUCAAAAUAUCGUAAAUUUUCGUUCGACCAAAAUUAAAGGCAUAUAUGUAAACAAGGAAUCGCAAAUCCCUUACAUAUUAAAGUUACCAGUGGUUGAUGAACACGGGCCAAAGCUUGGUAAAAUAUAUGAUGAAGUUUUUUCUGUGUCAGAUUCUAUCAGAAGUUUUACAUUGACUCCAAAUAUAACCUAUCAUUGGGAGAAUGAAAUUUUAGCAUAUACUGAAGAUUUAGCGGCUAAAACCCAGAAUAAGUUACCCCUGAUAUAUUACCUAAAAAAUUUGCAAUCUUUUACCAAAUUAUCGGAUCGAAUCUUGAAUCAAGAGAGAAUAGUUUUCGGCGCUAGACUUCAAUAUUGGCCUUUCCAGAUUCUCUUUCAUGAUUGUUUGUUGACACUCCUAAAGCAUUCUAAAUUAAACGACGCAAAAAAACUACAACUAGAUAAAUUGAAAAAUAAAAAUCGAUAUUUCAUGAUAGAUAUUGAUGAUAUUUUUGUGGGUAAUGAUACGAACCCGUCCAUAUCUGAUAUUAAAGAAUUAAUAUAUUUUCAAACCAGAAUAAGGAAAAGGGGUGUUAAAGAUUUUACAAUCAAUCUUGGAUAUUCGGGGGAUCUAUAUACAAACACAAAAAGAUCUUCGCAAUUGGGAUACGACUAUCUAUUAAAUAAUAGCAAACAUUUCAAUUGGUUUCCACAUUCGUUUAGUCAUCAACAGUUCCAUAAAGCAAAUUCGACAUAUCUUAAUUGGUCUAUGGAAAAUAAUUUACUAUUUGCAAAAAAACAUAACUUGAGUAUCAACACCGGUUACGCAGUAUCUCCGAAACAUUCCGGCAUUUACCCAAUAUAUAAUAAUUUGUUUAAAUAUUGGAACAAAAUAUUUAAUAUAACAGUCACCAGCACUAUUAAUUACCCUUAUAUGUAUCCUAAAUCUCAAAGAAAAGGUUUCAUUUUCAACGGAAUAUCGGUUCUCCCGAGGCAAGACCUUGGUUUAUACUCACUGCAAUCUACGAAUAAGGAUUUAAUAAGGCAAUCUAGAUCAAUUACUCCUGAUUUAAAUCAUGGUUAUAUAUUUUCCAGUUUUUUCCAUAAUAAGGUAAAUGUAUAUAUGACACAUAUACCGAAUUUUGUGAAUGACCAUUUAGCUAUUAAUGUAUUUGAAAAAAUCUUAGAUACCAUGAGACGACAUACAAACUUAAUCUUUAAAACUAACAAUCCAAAAAAUUUGGCCAAUAUUUAUUUUACCGAAUAUCCGCAAGAAAAAAAUCCUAUUUGGACGAAUCCAUGUAAGGAUCGAAAUUCCCUUAAAUUAUGGAAUCGUCCUGAUGAUUGCCACAGAUUUCCUAAAUUCGUAAUCGUUGGCCCCCAAAAAACAGGAACAACGGCAUUACUCUGGUUUUUAUCAAUGAACCCUUAUUUAAAAGAGAAUAAGAUGACGGAAUAUUUUGAAGAGACUCAAUUUUUUUCAGGCGAAAACUAUAAAAAAGGAAUUGAUUGGUAUUUAGACCUCUUUAUGGAUGAUACCAACUGUUCUUCUAAUUGUACAAAAUCGAAUAUUCAAUAUAUGGAAAAAUCUGCAACUUAUUUUGAUCAUUCAUAUGCUCCUGAGAGAGUUUCUAACCUAUUACCCAACACCACAAUCAUUGUUAUUUUAACCAAUCCUGCAGAACGCGCAUAUUCUUGGUAUCAACAUAUGAAAGCCCAUAACGACCCAAUAGCAACGGACUUUAGUUUCAAUUCGAUCGUAAAUUUCAGUGUUAAAAGUUCUGGAAGCGUUUCCAAUUUAAGUACAAAAAUUCUAAAAUUACAAAAUAGGUGCCUCAAUCCAGGAAAAUACGUUAUUCAUCUAUAUCGUUGGCUGGAAUAUUUUCCCCCUGAGCAGAUUGUGUUAGUUGAUGGCGAAAAAUUGAAGAAAGACGCUCCGGCCGAAAUGACAUCGCUUCAAAAUAAUCUGCAUUUAGAUGCAAAAAUAAAUUACAAAGAAAAUUUAAGAUUUGAUACCACCAAAAAAUUUUAUUGCCUAAAAAACAACACAAAAGUAAAAUGCAUGCCAAAGAGUAAAGGAAGAAAUUAUCCACCAUUAGACCAAACCACUAGGGAUUUUUUGGAUCAAUAUUACAAGCCCUAUAAUACUGAAUUAAAGAGAUGGUUGAAUGAUAGGAAAUUCAAAAGAAAAGUUACACCGGCAUGGAUAUGAUUUACUGAAAGGGAAUAUCAUUAUAAAAUGAAGGCUACUAAUAAUAACCUAUGAAUGGAAUAUCUAUUAUUAUAAAUUCAUGAUGAACAAUUAAUAAAUUUGUUAAAAAAUGUUGCCGUGAAAUUCGAAUUUUUUUUAA
Gordionus sp. m RMFG-2023 is the source of this 2944-nucleotide messenger RNA. Its product is annotated as bifunctional heparan sulfate N-deacetylase/N-sulfotransferase 4-like. Lineage: Eukaryota; Metazoa; Nematomorpha; Gordioida; Chordodea; Parachordodidae. The transcript has 15 exons. Gene Ontology annotation, molecular function: heparan sulfate N-sulfotransferase activity; deacetylase activity. The record is from RefSeq and is a predicted model, not a curated record. Gene Ontology annotation, cellular component: Golgi apparatus. The coding region runs from base 1 to 2805 and encodes 934 amino acids.